Messenger RNA from Thrips palmi, 445 nucleotides. RefSeq lists its product as uncharacterized. The record is from RefSeq and is a predicted model, not a curated record. NCBI's taxonomy places the organism in Eukaryota, Metazoa, Arthropoda, Insecta, Thysanoptera, Thripidae. The transcript has 3 exons. Bases 25 to 333 code for a protein of 102 amino acids.
GUGGCGCUGCGUGCCUACCAAACGAUGAAACGACAAGCCAACGAGCACCCUGAGGCACCUCCAGCUGAGAUACUACGCCAACAUUUGCCAGAGGUACCGAAGGAAGCUCUGCCGUAUCUUCCUGAAAGACACACGACGAAGAGGACGUUCAACAGAAGGAGGCAAGGAAAGUUCCCUGACAACCCCAAGAGCCUUGAAGAUCUCGGCGAAAUUCCUCCAGAAUUUGCAACUACGUUGAGAGGGAAGCCGUUCUUGCUGUACGACUCCUACGACGACGACGACGAGGAGGACAGCGAUGAUGGGCAAGAGAACCGACGGCAGAAGCGAAUAUAACUUUUUGCAUCAAAGGCUGAUCUGAAAAAGCUCUCAAGGCUGGCUUUUCCAAACGCAGAAGAAAGAUUGUGCCUGUUCCACCUGCGCCAAUCAUCGUUCAGGAAAAUCCAGG